UUCACACACACAGACCCCAAAGUCGGUCUUCGAUCUCAGUUUUCAGUCGCGAUACGUGCGCGUUUGCGGUAGAGACAUCGCCGAGGAAGAAAAAAAAGAAAAAAAGGUGUUUUUUUCUGGUGCGGACAACGAUAAAGUUUAAUGCAAAGUGCAAAGAAUAAAAAAAAAAUCAACCAAGAAGUAGAAAAUGAAACCAAACCGGAUGGAAAAUAAAAUAUUGAAAUAAAACAAAAAUCGAGUGCUAAGUUUAGUCGUUUCGAUUCGUAGUUGUGCAUGUGAUCUCUAGAUAAUAUCAUAAAAUGUGUGUGCUUUGCUCUAUAUACAUACCUACACUUUUGACAGCAAACUGCUAAUUGUUUAAACAAAAAAUAAUAUAAAGAAAAAAUAUUGUGUGCUUUUGUGUGCAGUUGCUGAAUAUGUCAGCUCUUAAAAUCCUCGAGCACCAAAUCAAACGAUCUACAUCAACAUCAACAACAACAACAACUAUAACAAUAAACAAUCAUUAAGGCAAACGCUUCAAAUUAACGCAAAACAAAAAACAACAACAACAACAAAUCAUGGAUACUAAAGCAAAGCCAACAAAAGUAACUAACAAAAGCACUGAAAUUGAACAAUUUUUAUUGGAUGUGCGUAAGCAUUUUCGCGCUUCACUGGAGACAUCCGAAUAUGAGAACACAUCGAAUCUAUUUCAUGUGACAGCCGCCGACCAGACUCUGGAAUUGUUGGAAAGAUGUGAAUUGCUGCUGGCUGCCUAUGCCUAUGGAGACGAACAGGCGACGUCUCCAGUCCCUGUCAUUAAGUCGAAUGGAAAUGGCUUCGAUUUUAAUUUGGGCUUGGUCGAUUGUGUCGAUAGCAAAGGGCAGUGUGCAGAUAUGGCUGGUUCUGGUACCGGUUGCUAUCAGGAAAUGUUGUCCUCACCAUCAUCAUCAUCAUCAAAGAAUUCAUUGUCCGCCUCGCGGGAGUACAUUGAUCUUAGUAGCACGGGAUCUUUGGAAAGCGACAAGACGUUUCGUUACUCUCAGAAGACUAUGGAGCCGAACGUAGAACACUAUGACAUCUGUCAGAGUAGCACACAGAAUGGAGAUACUGGCGAUGAGACGCAACAAGUCAUAAUGGCCUUUAGCCACGAGCUAAUCAUCGAUUGUCCAUAUGCAGAUCUUCCGGCUGGUCAUUUGGCCUUGCAACGCUCGACAAAAUAUGGCCAAUUGCAACGUAUUGUUCCAAAGCGUUUAUUUUUCGAUCAGACGAGAAAGUUAUAUUGCGGCAUCCUAAAUCAUUGGAUGCUAAGCUAUGCCGAUGGACCAACAGCCUGUCGUCCAAGCAAUAGUCUUUAUCUCAAGAGCUCCUCCAUUGAAAUUGAGCACUUUGGCGAGGGUAAACGGCGAGAGAUUUGCUUUCAAAUUAUAACGGACGAUCCCAACAAGAAAUUCGUCUAUCAGGCCAAUAACGAAGUCGAUGCCAAAGAGUGGAUUCAUGCAAUUGAGGCGGCCAUACGUGGCGAUGCCCACAAUGCCACACAAUCGCCAACACAGCGAAAACUACCCACGCCGCCGGUGACGAAAAAACCAUCCAUACCCAUGGAUAGUAUUUACGAGGAGCCAACGCCCAUUUUCAAUACACCUCCCAAACUUCCGGAAAGAAGUCACAGUCCCAACGCUUUGGCCAAGCGUUUCGAGUACGAUAUACCAAAGUGUCCACCACAGCCGUUAGCCGAAAUGGAAUUCUCCUGCUCCACCUCUCCGUCCACUACAGCGCACUCUGACUUUCAAGCCAAAGUGAAGACCGUUCACAGCGAACUCUCCAGUCAAUUAUCACCGACUGGCCCAAGUCCCGAACGUCUGAAGAAAGCUGUCAAGAAGAGCUACUCCUGCGGCAGUAACAGCAGUGAGGCGGAAAUGAUUUCGCUGACAAGUACAUCACCACCAACCACCCCAACCACGGCAAGCAAAGAGCAGAAGAAACAACGCAAGUCUCAGAUGCCACCAUCACCGCAACAAUCGCCAGCUAAAGAUGGUGAUAAAUUGGCACGCAGCUGGUUUCUUAGUCGCCUUAAUAAGAGCGCCGGAAUAAAGCUAUCAAACACUUCAACAGGAUCCACAGGAUCCGGUUCCGGAUCUACGGAUUCAGCCAAUGCCAAAUGCAAACAGAGUGAAAAAGAAAAUCUACUGAACGAACUGGAUUUUGGCGAGAGUAAUUUGCAAUCACCGCCAUCUCCGACACCAUCAUCGCCUUGUGCCAAAAGCAAAGUGAACAUGAUCAUCAAUCAAUUUGAGAAUAGUGGCCAUUUAUCCACAAUGUUCAGUGUGGAGGCAUUGGCAGCCAAUGCGUUGGCCUCGUUAACUUCGUUUUGUGAGGGUGAUAACUGCAACAAUUAUGAGCCCAUCAGCAGCUUCCUGAAGAAGGUCUGAAGAGUGGACGGACCGCAUCACCACUUACUCUCUAUUGCUCUCUUUUACUCCUUCCCCUCCUAUGAUUAUUAUAUACAUACAUACAAGCAUCAACAGUGACAUAAAAUUUUUUAAUAUC
This is a messenger RNA of Drosophila willistoni, 2526 nucleotides long. RefSeq lists its product as uncharacterized. The transcript has 4 exons. The record is from RefSeq and is a predicted model, not a curated record. NCBI's taxonomy places the organism in Eukaryota, Metazoa, Arthropoda, Insecta, Diptera, Drosophilidae. Bases 558 to 2408 code for a protein of 616 amino acids.